This is a messenger RNA of Peniophora sp. CBMAI 1063, 1026 nucleotides long. Lineage: Eukaryota; Fungi; Basidiomycota; Agaricomycetes; Russulales; Peniophoraceae. The record is from the annotation of a GenBank genome assembly.
AUGCCUGCCGUCACAGCCCCUGCCAAAGCCCUCGUCACUGGUGCGAACGGAUACAUUGCAGUCUGGGUCGUGCGCAAACUUCUUGAGGACGGAUACACGGUUGUUGGCACUGUGCGCUCUGCGGCCAAGGGCGAGCAUCUGACGAAGUUGUUCGCGGAGUACGGCGACAAGUUUGAGGUGGCAGUUGUGUCGGAUAUCACGGCUGAUGGCGCAUUCGAUGAGGUUGUGAAGGGCGUUGAGCUCGUCGAGCAUACAGCAAGCCCGUUCCAUCUGAACGCGAAGACCGCAGCUGAGCUUAUUGAUCCCGCUGUGCGUGGGACUACCGGUAUCCUCAACUCGAUCAAGAAGAACGGAUCGACCGUCCGUCGUGUAGUCGUGACCUCCUCUGUAGCGGCUGUUCUCAACCCUCCGAUCACGGAGCGGACCAUUGUGGAUGAGACCCACUGGAACAUCAACUCGCCGAAGGAGGUCGAGGAGAAGGGUGAUAACGCGAGCCCGCUCGGCAUCUACCGCGCAAGCAAGACGCUGGCCGAGCGCGCGGCAUGGAAGUUCGUGGAGGACAACAAGCCGGAGUGGGACUUGGUGACGAUCAACCCUCCGCUCGUUUUCGGUCCGCCGAUCCACGAAGUUCACUCACUCGACCAACUCAACACUUCCCAGCUCGGGCUGUACUACACUCUGAUCAAGGGCGCGCGCAACGACGAGCAGCUUGCGAAUGAGGGUGGCGCCUGGGUUGACGUACGCGAUGUCGCAAAGGCGCACGUGCUUGCGGCCAAGACUCCCGCGGCCUGUGGCGAGCGUUUCUUAAUUGUCGGCGGGCACUACUAUUGGCAGGAUAUUGUUGACAUAGCAAAGGACAUUGACCCGAGUCUGCCGGUCAAGGGUGUACCGGGAGCUACGAAGGGCAAGCAGCAUCUGUCCGAGUAUGAUGCUGCAAAAGCGACGCGUGUGCUCGGGAUCACCUACUACACCCUGACGGACGUGGUCAAGGACUCUCUUGAGUACUUCAAGAACUUCCCCCAGUAG